Molecule: messenger RNA, 1569 nt
Organism: Vanessa tameamea
Lineage: Eukaryota; Metazoa; Arthropoda; Insecta; Lepidoptera; Nymphalidae
Exons: 4
Coding region: 123-1457 (444 amino acids)
Cellular component (GO): extracellular matrix
Source: RefSeq, a predicted model, not a curated record
GUUGUAUUGAUUUCUUAUAGGAAACUGAAAAUUAAAAGGAAUAGCAAUAUUUGUGUAUAAAUACACGAGAUAGCGUGUUAUCAGCUAAGUUAGCAUCACCUAUUGAACUAAAAGUAUAGGCGAUGGCUUGGAAGAUCGUGUCAUUUUUUGGAAUAGCGCUUUUAGCGUUAAGCGAAGCCCACCCACCGGUUUCGGAACAGAGGGUUAAGAUUGAAAAUGUGGGGAAAAAAUCGGAGCAUCAUGAGGGAUACGCGUGGACGUAUCCGUCGUAUGAAUUCUCUUACGAAGUUGUCGAUUCGCACACGCAUGAUUUAAAGGGACAUCAUGAAACACGAAAUGGUGAUGAAGUGAAAGGAUAUUAUUGGCUUAUUCAGCCGGAUGGUUAUAAGAGAACUGUAAAGUAUCACGCUGACAAAAACAGCGGAAUUAAAGCUCACGUUGAUUAUACUAAGCCUAAUAAUUCUAAUGAAAAUAAUAAUGAAGAAAACAACGAUGCUGAUGAAAAUGAAGGUAAUCAAGAAGAAAAUGCAAACCAGGAAAACGGUAGCGAAAAUGGAGAAAAUGGCGAAACGAAUCAAGAAUCCAACGGUGAAAAUGAAUCAAAUAACAAUAAUGAGAAUUCAAAUAAUGAAGCCGAGGCCGAAAAUGCUGAAAAUGAAAACAACACCCAAAAAAAUUCUGAAAAUGAAGAAGGAAACCAAGAGCAAGAAGAAGGUAUUAAUAUGGCGGAGUUAGAAGAAAUAAGUCGUAACAACAAUGAAGGAUCUGGUAAUAAAGGUGCUGAAAGAGGUGGUCAUAGCCGUGGUAGAAAACAUUACGGACAUCAUAAUGAAGGUAAACAAAAUAAUAAUGAGGGUGGUGCAGAUUCUCAAAGUCAUAAAGCUGAACAAAGAAACAGAGGCGAUAAAAAAUACCACGGUAGAAAUAACUUACACCGAGGAAAUGAAAACAAUAGCCAUGAACAAAAUAAUGGCCGAGGAAAACAAGGUAUGGGUCAUGGGCAAAGACGAAAUGACGGUAAUGGAGAAGAAGCCGAACGUCAAAAACAACAAGGAACGUGGAGGCGAGUUGUUGCUAAUUUAUGGGGUCAAAGACAUCGCAAUGAAGACUCAAACCGAGGGAGUGGGGGUGAAAAUCAGAACAAUGGCGAAAAUGAACAAGAAAAUCAAGAAGAAGGUGAAAGUGGUAAUAACGAAGAAGAUAAUGGAGAAAAUGCAGACCAAGAAAGUCAGCAAGUAAAUGAGAAUAACAAUGGUGAUGAAGGUAACGCAGAAGGUAACGAAGGGGAGAAUCAGGAAGGCGGAAACAAUGGUAACGAGCAAAAUGGUGAAAAUGAAAAUGAAGAAAACACAAAUAGUGAAAAUAGUAAGGAGAUUCGAAAGAAAAGUGAAUACCAUGUCAUUAUUCAUCAUCCUAAAUAUAUUCCAAUGUCUAAAAAAAUUAAGCGGCGAAUCUAAUGACUGCGGCUUAUUACAAAUGCGUCUGCACCGACAAAAAUAGUCUGAAAAAUUGUCGCUUACUAAUAUUCUUACCUACUAUUAUAAAUUAAUUAAAAAUGAUAACUAUUUA